Messenger RNA from Rhagoletis pomonella (apple maggot), 4393 nucleotides. RefSeq names its product G2/mitotic-specific cyclin-A. Gene Ontology annotation, molecular function: cyclin-dependent protein serine/threonine kinase regulator activity. Gene Ontology annotation, biological process: mitotic cell cycle phase transition; regulation of cyclin-dependent protein serine/threonine kinase activity. Gene Ontology annotation, cellular component: cyclin A2-CDK2 complex; nucleus; cytoplasm. The record is from RefSeq and is a predicted model, not a curated record. Bases 13 to 1695 code for a protein of 560 amino acids. Lineage: Eukaryota; Metazoa; Arthropoda; Insecta; Diptera; Tephritidae. The transcript is spliced from 8 exons.
GAACAUUGCGCAAUGGCCACUUUCCAUAUUCAUCAAGAUGCCGAGAAGGAAAAUCCACAUAUGCCUGCAGCAUUAAAGGAGAAAACCUUGGCCACUGGCAGCAACAGAGUGAAUGCCUUACAGCCUUCUAUUCUCGGAGCAGCCGCUGGUCCUAUAAAAGGAAAGCAAGCUGAUGGUGCAGGCCGCAGCAACUUGGCUGUGCUAAACGCAAAUACAAACAACGGACAUGGACGCAACACAGCUGGAGGUAUGGCGGGUAGCAAAGUGGCGUUUCGAGAAGUUGGAAAUGCAAACACACACAAUGAGAAUACUGCAAUAUUCGCUGCAGCGGCGGCAGCGGUCAAGAAAACCGUAGUGGAACAGUUUCAAUCAUUUUCUGUAUAUGAAGAUCAACCAGAUAUGGUCCAAAAAUAUUUUCAACCACAUUUUGUAGCCGCUGAUUCGUCCACUUCGACUUCGUAUACAUCGGCGAUUGCAUCUACAGAAAUCACACAGACAGAAAAGGAAAAUAUUUACACAGUCCAACAAAGCCGUCACAUUAAAAACGAUUUUAGUGAAUCCUCAACAAAGGAGAAUAGUGUUAAUGAUGAAUGCGCUUUGGAUACCACACCGAUGUCCGUUUCCGAGGUGCUUUCACCGAUGUCGGUUGAUCGCUCUCAUAUUGGCAUUACUCAACCAUCCGAUUCGCAAUUGUUGGAUGAUGACAAUGACGACAAAAAAGUCGCUGAUUUAACCAUCGAAGAGGAAGAGCGGGAACGGCGGCACCUCGUACCCCGUAAUGACCGUCAACGUUUCUUUGAAGUAGUGGAAUACCAAAGGAAUAUUUUGGAAUAUUUUCUCGAAAGUGAGAAGAAACAUCGUCCUAAACCACACUAUAUGCGUCGCCAGGCUGAUAUUAAUCAUUCAAUGCGUACAAUUCUCGUUGAUUGGCUGGUAGAAGUGUCUGAGGAAUACAAUUUGGAUACAGAAACCCUAUACCUUUCCGUAUCGUACAUUGACCGCUUCCUUAGCCAAAUGUCAGUAGUACGCAGCAAAUUGCAAUUGGUUGGCACAGCAGCAAUGUAUAUAGCAUCAAAAUACGAGGAAAUUUACCCGCCAGACGUCGGCGAGUUCGUAUUCAUCACUGAUGACACCUACAACAAAGCACAAGUUUUGCGAAUGGAACAGAUUAUAUUAAAAAUUUUAGCUUUUGACUUAUGCACGCCAACGGCUUAUGUUUUUAUCAACACAUAUGCUGUAUUGCUGGACAUGACAGACAGGCUCAAAUACCUGACUCAAUACAUAUGCGAAUUAGCACUUUUGGAAGCUGACCCAUACUUGCGUUUCCUUCCAUCGUUAAUUUCCGCUGCAGCACUUGCACUGUCGAGACACCUGUUGGAUUAUGCGAUUUGGACUCGUGAAUUGGAAGAGGUAACAUCAUAUUCUCUAGAAGACCUGAAAGAAGUAUUUUUACACCUUUGUAAGACACACAACGCGGCCACAAAACUAGCGCAGCAGGCCAUUCAGGAAAAAUACAGAGCCGAUAAAUACAAGAAAGUAUCUACUAUCAAGCCUGCAGAACUCGAUGAGGCAGCUUUUGAGGCUCUGUUACGCAAACACAACGCUUUUGUUAGAUGUGAAGACACGCAAGAAAAUUCCACAUCCGGUACAAAUAAUGAACACGUUCGGCGGGCGAUCUCUCUGAUGUUCAAUUGAUCCAAAUCAAUCCACUUUCGGAGUUUUUAAUAUUGUUUGAAAAACGCUUAAUAGUCCUUGUUCAUAUUUUCUGUUAUCCCUUCCAUUUUUAUUUGGAUACAGAGUAUAAAUAAUUUAUUUAAGCAACUGAUUUCGAAUUAUGAUAACGCAAAAAAAAAUAAAAGGGAACACAUAUACGAAAAAUUCUGCGGGAGCGUUUUUGAAAAUAUGUUCAUGCAGCGAUAGAAUAUAGACUUACCACUGUAAAAUAUAAAUAUGAUAUGCGUAUCAAAAAGUACUAUGUAACUAACCUUCUGAUUUAUGUUAUUUAAAUUUAUAAAAUAAACUUGUAAUAAAUACAUACGUUGAGCAUAUUUACAUUUAAUUAACAUAUUAAGAUAAACAACUUUAAAACGGUUGCUUAAAUAUAAUGAAAAUAUACUCUGUACGUAUCUGUUUGUAGUUUUAAAAAAUAAAAUCCUUUAUUUUAAUUUUUUCCAACCAAACCCUCCCCGAAAUAUGUAAUGAAAUAGUUUUUGCUUACUUUGUAAUGGCUAGUUUCAUGGAGCAAUUUAAUUGAAAAAUUUUUUUUUUUUUAUUUUAUUGGUUAACUAAAAAUAAUAAUUUUCAAUUAAAUUGAAUCGGUAAGUUCGGCAACCGCACAAGCCCAAAAUCAGUUUUGCUGUUAAGAUCAUGGACAUGUACGGGUUUUAUCCUCAUUUUACGAUUGCAAUCAGCUGUGCUAUGUUAACGGCUAGGCAUGCGUACGUUGGUUGUAUGGCUUUUGAUUUUAACACAAAAAAAUGUAUUUGCGCUUGUACACUUGUCGAACUCACCCGUUCAAUAGCUUUCGUGAAACUGGUUAUGAAUGUAAGUUUUCGUUUAUUUUUUCCUAACAUCCUGUUUUCUUUCCUUCAUUGUUUGUGUGAUUUUUAUUAGCCACAAUUUUGAAACAGAAAGUCGGAUUAAUCUAAUUCUCUUUGGCUUUGCCUUUAACUUUAAAUCUGAUAUAGCAAUCGAACGACUUAAUAUUGUUCAUAAAACUCAUUUUGUAUGUAUGUAUGUAACAUAUGUCAAAAACGGGUUGUUUGCAAAAAACUCCUGUUUUUGAAAAGUUCUGAAUUACGGUUGUGUGCACAUUAUUUGAAUAAUACGUAUCGUCACCUUGAUAUAGAAAGGUCUUAACUCAUUUCAUUUCGAAAUUCCGUUUUACACAAAAAUCAGUAGAUUACUCACCAAAGACCAGAAAUAAUUCAAAAAUAACUACUAUAUCAUGAAAUUAGUUUUCAGUAUUUUUAAACCAGUGUUUACAAUAAAUUCGCACCUGAGUAACUUUGGUUUUUAUAAUUACUCUAAAGAAAAAAAAUGUUAUAGGACAUUUCUAUAUUAAGGUAACUAUAUACGAUUAACACAUUAAAACGCUGUGCUGUGAAUACAUUUAUUCCAGGAAACUAAACAAAAACUACUUAUAUAAUGUUGAGAAGUGUUCAGUCUUAACCUAAUGCACUUCUUGAAAUUUGUUCGGUUUCCUUGUUUUGAGUAAUAUUUCACUUAAAAAUCCAAAUCAUGUGUUUGUUUUUAAUUAGGAGCACACAGCUGUAUCUGUAUUUUCUUGGUACUCGUUUCGAUUGUGGCAAAUAUCCUUCAAAUUCUAUGUAUUGUAUUACACAAUAUUUUUAAGUUUCUGUCCUUGUAUUAGAAUAUAUAUUUUUUACUGUAGUAUUAGUGAAAUGAACUGCACAAAAGCAUAUUCAUAAAAUGCUAGCUAUUAUUUUAAAACGGUGAAAUUAUUUAAAAAUUUUAUAAAACAAUUAAAAACUAAUUAAAACUAAUACUUAAUGUGCGCAAUAAUUUUUGUAGGUUUUAGGUUAACAGGGAAUACUUUUUUUAUUUUAUAAAGCCGAUUUUACCAGAUUCCCAGGAAUAAAAAAGAAAACUCAGUGUACUUUGAAGCCCAAUAAUUUUCAGCCGACGAUUUCUUUAAUGCUACCAUUGGAAUCUGUUUAAGAUGACUAUAGCUUGCAUUUAAUAUAAAAGUGCUUGCAUGCUUUAGAAUAAUAGGUUUAAUAUAAAUUCAAAUAAAAUCUAAAAAAAACAACAACGAGUAAACUAAGUAAUGGGUCGAUUAUGUAUAGCAAUGCCACUUUAGUUGGGUCGCCGAUGGGUAACGCCAGUGGGAUGAAAAUUUAUAUUAUGAGUAGCAACUGCAGUUAAGUGCUAUAAAGUUAAAGAUCCAUCCUUGAGUGUAAAAAGACUGCUGGAACAAUUGCUAAAAUAAUAAAUUUUCUCAGUCAAAUUUUCCCCUGCAAUUCCUCAAAAAUUCAGUUGCCAAUAUAACAACUCAGUUGCCAUCAGCCACUUGCAGUACACUGAAGGUUGGUUGCAAACCCUAAUCGACCCAUAAAUGUUUAGUUAUAAUUGAUGACCAGAUUCAUAAGUUUCUCAAAUUAAAGCAUCGCCUAUUAAAUUGGCGUACUAUGUAUGUACGUAUAAGUAUCUUUCCUCACUUCAACCCGAAUUGUAUAAGAAAAUAAACAAUUUAACUUAAAAAUAUUUGCUUAAAUUAUAUAAAAUAAACAAGGAAAAAAUUGCAUCGCAACGGUAAUGGGACCGGUUUUGUCUUAUUCAAAUAACAUUUAUUUAAUAGGUAAGUUCUUGAAGAAAAAUAUUGUGAAGAAACUAAUAAAGCAGUGGAGGCAAAUCAAUUUUGUUUAACAAA